GUUAUUCACGUACAAUUUUACCAAACUGCCCACCAACAGGCUCCAGAUUCCAGAAGACUUCUCAUUACAAAAAACUCACCGCUCAAAACACAGUCGAAGUACAUUGAACUGGAAGAAGGGCGUUGAUAACAUCACCCGGCGCAAAAGCAUCGGCACAAAGAAUGGUGGCGACGAACCUGAAAUCCGAGACGAUGGCCCUGAUGGAGAAGAGGAGCGCCAUGGAGGCCGAUAUGGACGCCAUCAUAGGCCGCCUCUGCCAGCCCGGCGGCCCUGGCCUCUCCGGCGGUCUCAUCGAUUCCGAGGGUUUUCCUCGCUCGGAUAUCGACAUUCCAGUUGUGCGAGCAGAGCGGCAUCGUCUUUCUGAGCUGCGGAAUGAUCACAGGGAGUUAACAGAGAAAAUAAAUCGGAAUAUAGAAAUUCUACACUCGGCAAGGCUUCCUUCUGGGUCUUCACCCCCCAGAGAAUCAGGGAAUGAUGAUGGGUUAAACAACCAAAACUCACCAUUUGUUAGUGCUGUUCCAUCUGCAUCAUCACACAAUGUUCUUUUGAGAGAAUCUCCCAAUGCUAUGGAUGUGGAUCUGAUUGUCAGUAUACCGUAUGCAAUUGUUGACGAAAUAGCUGAUGCAUCACCAGCAGCAGAGGAUGGUUUACAGCUGGGAGAUCAGAUUGUCAAAUUUGGGAAUGUUGAAGCUGGCGAAAAUUUGUCACAGAGGUUGGCGUCUGAAGGUCAGACAAAUCAAGGUCGUGCAAUACCUGUAGUAGUUAAGAGGCAGGGUGCACUGAUCAACUUAACAGUGACACCCAGAACAUGGCAAGGCAGGGGACUUCUGGGAUGCCAUUUCCGGCUCUUAUAAUAUCAGUUCAUUACAUGGAGGUGGAACUGCAGAACUUGGGAGUUAAAUUUUGUGUUGUAUAAGAUGAUAAUAUCAUGUAGACCGUUGUCUUUUUAAAGACAAUUUGCAUAUCAUAACUAAUGUUGAUUAACUUGCAUUCUGAUGGACUCCGGGACAUUGAACUUUCUGUAGGGUGUCUUUGAUGUCCUAGGGUUUGAUUUGUGCAAUUUGUUUCACCUUUUCUUUCUCCCCACUCUUUUGAGGGAGUCCCAUUUGUUUUGCAUAGCAUUGUAAGGUAAACAAUUCUAUCGUGGGGGCACUAAAGUAAAGGGAGAUCUCACCA
Alnus glutinosa is the source of this 1176-nucleotide messenger RNA. RefSeq lists its product as uncharacterized. Gene Ontology annotation, cellular component: cytoplasm; nucleus. NCBI's taxonomy places the organism in Eukaryota, Viridiplantae, Streptophyta, Magnoliopsida, Fagales, Betulaceae. The coding region runs from base 162 to 854 and encodes 230 amino acids. The transcript has 5 exons. The record is from RefSeq and is a predicted model, not a curated record. Gene Ontology annotation, molecular function: protein binding. Gene Ontology annotation, biological process: proteasome regulatory particle assembly.